CGGGGUCGUGGGCGGGGGGGGCGCCGAGAGCGGCUGCGCGCGGUGGCCGGCCCGGGGGGCACAGGCGCUGCGGAGGGCGCCCCUCGAGAUGGCGGGAAGACCCCCGCCCCCUUCCAGCUCUCGGUCGGAUUAGCAGGGCGCCGCGGCUUCCGAGAACGCCGCGCGGGACUCGGACCGGCCGCUGGGUUCUGUUGUUUUGUUUUUCCUUGUUUUUGUUUUUGUUUUUGUUUUUAACAAGAGCAGCCCCGGUCCCGAGUUUCCCGCAGGCCCGUCUGGCUGGACGUGCUCGUUCGUUCUCCUCCCACGGUUCCUGGAAAUCCCACCUCCCCUUAGGGCCGGCGGUUCUGGUUUCCCAUCCCAGGUGGGAAUGUGAGGUUCGCGCUUAAACUGAAUGUUUGUCUUGUAAAGAGGGAAAUUUGAGCAAAACAAACUCAAAGGUGUCUGAAAGCUGGCCCCAGGCCAUCUUUCCCACCUUAAUCACCAGCACCCUGCUUUGGCUUCAGUUUGCAUACCAGCCACGGACCCACCAUAUGGCCUGCCUGUUGUUGUUCCGUUCCUUAAUGAUGCUCCCUCAGCAUAUGGUAACCUGCCUGGUGGUCUCAGCCCACCAAGAUCUUCCUGCUGUCCUGAUUGACCCCUCAGUGAAGUCUUCUCUCAGACACCCUCCAGAUUUCUCCCAACACCCACCCAGGUGCUCCCACAGUACAUGGUUUACACCUUGUUUACACUGUUGUAUAAAUAAUCUUAUUUUCUCCUUUUGGCCUCAUAGUUUAGAUAUUUGCAAAAGGCCCUCUCUCCAUCCUAACUUCCAGAGAGCAGGAAAUCUGUCUCAUUUAACUCUGUGUUGUUUUCAUCCCAUGACCCAGAAUCUGUUAGAAGAUAAGUUAAAUGAAAAUAGCAGUGUUUGUUGACAAACCUGAUGAUGAGUCUUAGACACCGCGGGGCUCUGCGUCACUUGAACCCAUUGUCUUACUGAGCUGGGUGUAUUUCACAGUGGUCCACAUCGUCCUUAAUUUGACCGGAUACUGGUUGAGUGUCUGCCACGUGAUAGGUGGUGGUCCAGAAUCGCCAGUGGGAAAGGUAGAUGGUCUUAGUUCUCAUGGAACUUAAUGCUCUGUUGGAAGGAGAGCAGUGGUUAAAGAAAAAGUCGACAGAUAAUGUUAGGUUGCGAAAUGUACCAUGAAGAAACAAAGCAAUAUUGAAGGUGAGGGGAGCUCGAGCGUCUCUGAUUGAGCAGAUGACGUUCAAGCAGACCUAAAUAUUGAAGGGAAGAAGUCAGGGGUGAAGUGUCUCUGACUGACAUGCACUGUCAGUGGCCUCGGUGGCCUCAGUGGCCUUCCCACCAACCGAUUGCGGCAUGAUGGACUGGUUAGCUUUCCUGGCCAUCGGAUGUCCUUAGCACGCUCAUCCGGAGGAACUUGUCAGGCUCUUUGCAACCCCGUGCUCUUGAGAGACACAAUCAUGGUCCAGCGAUCUUCUGACUGUCACACAUGGACUUCCAAAAAUCCCCAAAGGAAACUGUCCUCAUUACCGGAGGAGGUGGCUAUUUUGGUUUCCGAAGUAAGGGUUGCACCCGUGAACAUGGAAGGUGAGGGACUCAGGAUAAGCCUAGAAGGCGUGGAUCAGCCAUACAUCAGUUGCCUGGGCUGGGCUCUGAGCCAGAAAGGAUUCCAUGUGAUUCUGUUUGACAUCAGCAGCCCCGUUCAUUCCAUUCCCGAAGGAAUCAAGUUUGUCCGUGGAGACAUUCGCCACCUCUCUGCUGUGGAGAAAGCCUUCGAGGAUGUGGACGUCACGUGUGUGUUCCAUGUUGCCUCUUACGGCAUGUCCGGGCGGGAGCAGCUGAAUCGGAGCCUGAUUGAAGAAGUCAACGUGGGGGGCACAGACAACAUCCUCCAGGUCUGCAGGAGGAGAGGGGUACCAAGAUUCGUUUACACCAGCACUUUCAAUGUCGUCUUUGGAGGUCAAGUUAUCAGAAAUGGAGAUGAGUCUCUGCCUUACCUACCUCUUCACCUCCAUCCCGAUCACUACUCUCGGACCAAAUCUAUUGCAGAGAAGAAGGUGCUGGAGGCCAAUGGUACCAACCUGGUCAGAAGUGAUGGUGUCUUACGAACCUGUGCUCUGCGGCCGGCUGGCAUCUAUGGGCCUGGAGAACAGAGGCACCUUCCCAGGAUAGUGAGCUACAUCGAGAGGGGUCUGUUCAAGUUUGUGUAUGGGGAUCCUGGGAGCCUGGUUGAAUUUGUCCAUGUGGAUAACUUGGUACAGGCUCACAUUCUGGCCUCAGAGGCUCUGAAAGCUGGCAAGGGCCACAUUGCCUCUGGGCAGCCCUACUUCAUUUCAGAUGGCAGGCCCGUGAACAACUUCGAGUUCUUCCGGCCUUUGGUUGAGGGCCUAGGCUACACGUUCCCAUCUGUCCGCCUGCCGCUGACCCUCAUCUACUGCUUUGCGUUCCUGACAGAAGUGGUUCACACCAUCUUAGGUCAACUCUACAACUUCCAGCCCUUCCUCACCCGCACGGAAGUUUACAAAACUGGCGUCACACAUUACUUUAGCCUAGAGAAGGCCAAGAAGGAGCUCGGUUAUGAGGCUCAGCCAUUUGACCUCCAGGAAGUAGUAGAAUGGUUUAAAGCCCGUGGUCAUGGCAGAAGUCCUGGGAAUCGUGACUCUGAAUGUCUUCUUUGGGACGGGCUGAUGGUCUUACUCUUGGUUCUAGCAGUUCUCACGUGGCUGCCUACCUCUGUGGUUCUGUCACUGUGAGGGAACUAGAAGUAAGCUGAUCACACUUGCUGAGGUGGUUUUCAAGAAAUACAGGUUUAAAAUAUCUAUAGAUCUAAAUAUAUCUGUAUAGAUACCUAGAUGGAUAGAAAUAGAUUUCUGGUAGGAAAGUUUGGCUCUUCUGAUUGCUACUUCAGAAUAG
This is a messenger RNA of Lutra lutra (Eurasian river otter), 2914 nucleotides long. It is a transcript of the gene SDR42E1, whose product is annotated as short chain dehydrogenase/reductase family 42E, member 1. Gene Ontology annotation, biological process: steroid biosynthetic process. Lineage: Eukaryota; Metazoa; Chordata; Mammalia; Carnivora; Mustelidae. The transcript has 6 exons. The record is from RefSeq and is a predicted model, not a curated record. Gene Ontology annotation, molecular function: 3-beta-hydroxy-Delta5-steroid dehydrogenase (NAD+) activity. The coding region runs from base 1390 to 2754 and encodes 454 amino acids.